This is a messenger RNA of Thermothielavioides terrestris NRRL 8126, 1365 nucleotides long. RefSeq lists its product as uncharacterized. The transcript has a single exon. Lineage: Eukaryota; Fungi; Ascomycota; Sordariomycetes; Sordariales; Chaetomiaceae. The record is from RefSeq and is a predicted model, not a curated record. The coding region runs from base 101 to 301 and encodes 66 amino acids.
UGGCCGUUACGCCUGCGCCUCUCUUGGUUCUCCCACCACGCAAAGCAUCCGGCACGCCGAGUUUCGAGCUUCUCCCGGCAAAGCCCGUUGCCCGGCAACAAUGGCGGUCCUGGCGCCCGUGACGCCGCGGCAGUCAAUGCAAGAAAUCUCGUCGGCUUCUCAGAUCCGUGAUUUCGCCCCGUACAACCCGUACACGCCGAAUGGAACCGUCACGCCGACCCCGAGUGCUCAGACAGACGGACCGCUGCUGCCGACAAAUAACCCGGUCCCUCCCACGCCGAGCAGCAUACACAAGGGGUGAGAUAAGCUCUCCCCGAUGGUUCCGGUUUCGUCACUGACCCAGCCUUCGGUUAGCAAGCGGACCGGAUGGCGGCGCUUCUUCUCGGUGGUCAACGAGUGCAUGCUAGGGAAGGAAAAGGCGUCGGUGUACUGGUAUGCCAGUCUGCUCUCCGUCGUUGCCGCCCUGGUCGUGACAUGCUCGAGCAUCUUUGGUUGGCCGCCCUUGCCGAUCUGGGAAUAUCUGAGGCAUGUCACGCGUUGACGGGUGAACGACUCUCCGCUACGGGUAUCAGGCGCAAGGACGUUGGCGUCAUGUUUGGCUUAGGGGGUCUGGAGGUGCAGUGAGGACGGCGCUGGCGUGGCGUUUUGGGUGGGCGUUUGUGAAGUUGAAUCAUUGGGAUCGGUGCUGCCACUACGAUGAGAACAAGCACAGAAAUACAGUUCAUGGAUAGGCGUAUACGUAAACAUACGUGUAAACAUACGUGUGUGACCAACAAAGUCAAGCCCCGACUAUGCACUCGCGGCCUCUCGGCAGCAAGAUGGCAGUCGACGCUCCGGCUUAAUCGUGAUCAGGUUGCUAUAUGCCUUGAUGUUUUGUUUCGACAGACCACCGAGAAGGGAUGAAGAGACCCAAACCCAGUUGCUCCAGCAGGUGCUGCAGCCGUCGCGGCAAGUUUUGGAAUUAGGGGGUUAGAAAGGUGGAAACAAACACAGACCUACCGUCUCAACGGGCAGUGUUCAGGAAGGUCUACGGAAGUACAUCGCCCAGGAACGAAAGAGCCCGGCAUCUCGUGCGAAAGCUAGGGUAACUGUUUGCACGUUUGCUUUCAAAGAGCAUAUUCCUCAAAUUCCUGGUCUGUGUGGUUAUCGCAUCUCAUCCGGCUACGAGGCGCUCUGUCUUCGCGGACUCGCAUAUCAGAACCAAAGGCAGAGCCUGUUGCAAGGUGAAGCUGAACGCGAGAAUUCUGCGCCGGAAAAAUGUUCAGCCAGUCCCAAAGGGGCUCCAGCCCCAACAACUGGGCCUGUUUAACGUCCGCUUGUUAUCGGUCACUAUCACUCACAGUGGAGACAAGCUAACGUUACCUG